CCAAGAGGUUCUCCAAGGGGACGUUCUCAGUCUCCGGCUGGUGCUCGCGAUCGGGGCCGUUCUCGCUCUCGCUCGCCAACCGAAAGUAAAUCGCGGUCUCGGUCUCGUUCUCGGGGAAGAAGCUUUGAGCCGUGGCACUAUUCGCCGCAGUGCUGUGGCUUUCCUCCCCUCAAGCCGGUUCCACCGCGGAAGUACAAGAUGAAGCGCAGAGUUUCUCAGCAUGGGAUACCUCUCGGGAGUAGAGCACCAACGCGCCUCACGGUUUUUGUCUUAGGUGGCCCGGGAUGCGGGAAGGGGACACAGUGUGAGGAGCUUGUUAAAAACUACGGAUUUGUUCAUCUCUCCGCUGGCGAGCUUUUGAGGGAUGAAAUAAAAAACAAGACACAGAUUGGAAUCAGCUGCGAAGAACUUAUGGCAGAAGGGAAGCUUGUGCCAUCCGAGAUUCCACUUAAUCUCUUAAAAGCGGCCAUGGAGAAAUCCGAACGCAAGCAUUUUCUUAUCGAUGGAUUUCCACGAUCUGUGGAUCAGGCGCAGCUCUUCGAGAAAAAGAUUGGAAAGCCAAAUCUGGUGAUAUAUCUUGAAUGUCCAUUCAAAGUCAUGCAAGAGCGGCUCUUGAAGCGUGGUGAAACAAGCGGACGCAGCGACGACAACAUGGAGACCAUCAAGAAAAGGUUUGAAACUUACCGCAAGGAAUCGUUUCCGGUUGUCAGGUUCUAUGAGAAGGUUCCAAAUCUUUUGAAGACGGUCUCUUCCGCCAUGUCCCCGACCGAAGUCUUUGAGUACAUUGCGCAACUUCUCAAGGAUCAGUAUGGUCUUGUUGCAAAGUUCGCGCCUGUUCUUACAGGAUUCGACCACAGACAACACAACUGUAAGAGACGCACCAUUAUUUUCGUUCUAGGUGGCCCUGGCUGUGGCAAAGGAACUCAGUGCGAGCGAAUGGUCAGAGACUUUGGCUACUCGCACUUAUCGACAGGAGAUUUGUUACGGGCAGAGGUGGCGUCGGGCUCCGAGCUUGGCAAGCAAUGCGACACUUUGAUGAAGGAAGGAAAGCUAGUGCCUCUGGACGUGACCAUCAAUCUGCUCAAGCAAGCAAUGGGGAAAGCCAAGUGCAAGAGGUUUCUCAUUGAUGGUUUUCCCCGUGCUGUGGAUCAGGCCCAUGAGUUUGAAGCCAAGGUUGGCAAGCCAGACGUGGUUUUGUGCUUGGACUGCUCACUCGAGCUUAUGGAGAAGCGGCUUUUGCAACGUGGAAAAGCCUCUGGCCGGGCAGACGACAACAUUGAGACGAUCAAGAAGCGCUUUGAGACGUUCCUGGCCGAAUCGAAGCCCGUGAUUGACUACUACAGGAAAUCGUUGCCAAAGGCUGUGAAAACGAUCCCAACGGAUAAAAUGCCAGAUGAAGUCUAUGCUGACGUGAAAGCCGCUCUUAAGGCUACUGCUGAAAAGCCAGUCCCUCCCAAGGUCCCAGCCAAAGCAGACUUUCGAUAGAUAGAUAGAAAUUUGUAAAUCUCCCAAUUUUGAUGGUUUUCUUAGG
Molecule: messenger RNA, 1531 nt
Organism: Selaginella moellendorffii
Lineage: Eukaryota; Viridiplantae; Streptophyta; Lycopodiopsida; Selaginellales; Selaginellaceae
Product: adenylate kinase isoenzyme 5
Exons: 9
Coding region: 199-1485 (428 amino acids)
Biological process (GO): nucleoside triphosphate biosynthetic process
Cellular component (GO): cytosol; cytoplasm
Molecular function (GO): ATP binding; AMP kinase activity
Source: RefSeq, a predicted model, not a curated record